Messenger RNA from Spathaspora passalidarum NRRL Y-27907, 900 nucleotides. RefSeq names its product cruciform cutting endonuclease (gene CCE1). The record is from RefSeq and is a predicted model, not a curated record. NCBI's taxonomy places the organism in Eukaryota, Fungi, Ascomycota, Pichiomycetes, Serinales, Debaryomycetaceae. Gene Ontology annotation, cellular component: mitochondrion. Bases 1 to 900 code for a protein of 299 amino acids. The transcript has 2 exons. Gene Ontology annotation, molecular function: DNA endonuclease activity; crossed form four-way junction DNA binding; flap-structured DNA binding.
AUGUCCAUACUGGAAUUAUUGAAGGGUACAUUACUUUGUGGAUGUCCUAUUUUUUCAACUGUUAAAUCAGAAAGAAUUCUCGGAAUUAAGUCAAGUAUCGAUUUCUAUAAUGGACACGUAUUGAAAAGCACGAAUCGAACUACUCUUGCCAUUGAUGUUGGUAUUAAGAAUUUUUCAUAUUGUAAAUCAGAGGGCUCUUCAUUUCCAUUGACAAUAACGAAAUGGGAUAAGAUUAAUUUGGAUGCUAAAUAUGGCAUGUCAUAUUCACCCAUGCUUCAUAAAGAAUCAUUACUAGACAAGAAAAGAUACUUGAACCAUAUUGCAUCCAAGAUGAUAGAUGACAAACUACUACCUUGGGCUGAUUUGGUGGUUAUUGAAUCUCAAAGAACUCGAUCGAAUAAUAAUUCAUCUACAUUACCUAAUGCAUUACUUAAUCAUACCUUGGAGAAUUUAAUAUUUAGUAAGCGAUAUCCAGGACUAAUAAUACCCAUGACUUCAAAUCAAAUGAUUAGUUUUUGGUUUAAUAGAUUCAUCAACAAAGAAUCUAUGAAGAAACUUAAGAGUACCAAGGUUAUGAGAAUGGAGUUAACAUAUAAUUGGCUAGAUGUAUUGUUUACUCUUCCUAGCUUCAAUUCUCAAUUGUCCAAUAGAAACCUUUUAGAUUAUUUAGGGUUGGAUCGUAAGCAAAAGACUGAUGAUUUGAUAGACAGCCUAUUAUAUAACCUAACUUUAAACUGCACAUUAGGACAUUUGAGAGACCUUUCUAACUGGAUCGAAGAUGAUGGUAGAGAACUCACUGGCUUUGUAGAAGAAAAGAACAAAAUUCAUUUACACUUGAUAAGGCCAAUAAUUGAAAAAUAUGAUUUGGAAGUAAAAGAUGAUUUUAAGGAAUUGAUUUGA